This is a messenger RNA of Funneliformis geosporum, 255 nucleotides long. Lineage: Eukaryota; Fungi; Glomeromycota; Glomeromycetes; Glomerales; Glomeraceae. The record is from the annotation of a GenBank genome assembly.
AUGGAUAAUCAAGAAAGCCCCUAUGAAGAAGAGGUUAAUGAUGAUAAGCAAGAGGAACAAGAGGUUGAUAAUGAUGAUGUUUGGGAUGAUAUAGAUGAUAUAGAUAUGGAUGCAGACAAUAUGGAUGGUGUGAAUAAAACUAAACCCGAUGAUGAUAUUAUAUUUGAAACCCUCACAAACUUACUUUAUUUUCAAGUAACCUUGAAAAAAAGAUGUCAAAGGUCUAAUCGUGGUCCCAUAUACAUACAAAAAUAG